Messenger RNA from Vespa crabro (European hornet), 1406 nucleotides. RefSeq lists its product as uncharacterized. Bases 1 to 1311 code for a protein of 436 amino acids. NCBI's taxonomy places the organism in Eukaryota, Metazoa, Arthropoda, Insecta, Hymenoptera, Vespidae. The record is from RefSeq and is a predicted model, not a curated record. The transcript is spliced from 10 exons.
AUGAUAUUUAUAUUGCAUUAUACGGUAUCCAAUUGGCAUGUUCAAGAACUUGCUAAUUACUCCGAGAGCCCAAGCAAACAAAGACCGUUACUAGUUCUACAGAAUGCAGAGAAGUCAGAUAUUCUUUUAGAGAUGUUCAGUAUAAUGUUAGCUGUAUUAUUUGUUAUAUUCUCUUUUGUAACUGGUCAAUUUUUUGAUCACAAUAAUACUCUAAUGACUAAUGAAGUUUUGGAAAAAAUAUCGUAUAAUCCUUAUAUGAUCCGUCAGAAAAAAUUAAUUAUAUACUUUUGUACAGUUUUUCCAUUCUUCAGUGUUAUACGAUUUGCAAACUCUCAAUGUCUAGCAAGUAAUUCGCUUAAUGGCACAUGCUUUACACGGCGAGAAUGUUAUAACUAUGGUGGAACACCAUCUGGUACAUGUGCAAAUGGUCUUGGCAUUUGUUGUGUUUUUCAAAAGACAUGUGGGUCUACUACAAAUAUAAAUAAUACAUACUUCAUUAAUCCAGGCUAUCCUACUACUUAUAAAGGAGGAGAACGUUGUACAAUAACAAUAAAUAAAUGUAAUUCUGGCAUAUGUCAGAUACGUUUAGAUUUUAUAGAUUUUAGUUUUUCCCAACCUAAUUUAAAUGGAACAUGCGAUUAUGAUUUGUUUUUAAUAACUGGAGCAGCAUCAUCAGUACCUCGUAUAUGUGGAGAAAAUUCUAAUCAACAUGUAUAUGCAGAUUUUAAUGAAGCAUCCCCAAUUACAAUUUCUAUAGGAACAAAUGCAGAUUAUGCAUUUGAUCGUCGUUGGAAUAUAAGAAUACAACAAAUAGCAUGUGAUUCUUUAUGGAGAGCUCCUAAUGGAUGUUUACAGUAUUAUAAAUCAACAUCUGAUACUGUAACAAGUUUCAACUAUGGUACAACUGUGAAUUCAAGAUCACCUGAGGUGGGAACUAGAGAAAUGGUUAAUUUAAAUUAUGGUAUUUGCAUUAGAAUGGCUUUAGGUUAUUGUAGUAUUCAAUGGUCGCAAAGUGAUAUAAAUUCAUUUUCUAUUUCCGGAGAUACAAGUACUUUAGAUCCAACUAUAAUAGGUACUUCUGCAGUAGCAGAAUCUGGAUUGAAUUGUACUGAUGACUUUGUUAUUAUACCAAACCCCAGUGAAAAUGGUAUUCCUGAUAAUACAGAACGUUUUUGUGGGAAUGCUUUUACAACUAAAACAUCUACUUUAAAACCAUUUGUACUUUAUGUUGUUACAAAUGAUAAUGAAUUAAAUGAUGCACAAAACAAAGGUUUUAAGUUAACAUACCGUCAAUUGCCAUGUGCUGUAUAAAGUAAAUAGCCCAUAAAUAAACAGUUAAAAUUAUUUAUUGAUUAACUUUGUAAUUAUGCAAGAAAUAAAAUAAAGUUAAUCUUUAUAAAUUCAUA